CCUGGCGCGCACCUUUGUGUCAGAGAGGGGUUUAGGAAUAACAUUUGAAUAAAACAUCGUGGCCCUUCAAUCGUCAGGAGUCUUUGAGGUAGAGUAUCGUUAUAGUUCAAAAGUUAGUGCGGCUUCAGCUGAUACGGGACGGAAGGGAGUCUUGGAGCAUACAAAAAAAAUAUUAUUUUUGUACAGGUAUUAAGAUGAGCGGCGAGUCAGCGGAACCCGCAGAUACCCGAAACGAUCAAGCAGGAGAUGAAAGAAAUGGGCUUGACUUCACAAGACAUCACAUCACGCUUCGCCUUUUCGACUCAGUCAGGUGUCACUCAUAAUGUUUUUCAGAUUAAGACGGAGGACAUCAGCGAUUCACCCCAAUCCGUGGUCAAUCGCAAAAACUGCCACCUGACCCCGGGCUCAUCAGCUUCAGGAGGGCAGUUGUCUGGGGACCUGCCCACGCUGCACCCCCUGCAGCAGCUGGUUCUGGUUCCAGGGUCUCACCUGCCCCCUACAUCCCAGUUCCUGCUCUCACAGACCCAGCCAGGGCACCAAGCUCUUCUGCAACCAAACCUGCUGUCCUUGCCAACACAGUCGCAGGCAGGCCUGCUGCAGCACCAGUCUGGAUUAGGGCUGAAUUCCCAGGCAGUUGGUCGGUCAGGCCUGUCGGGGUCCUCUCUAGACAGCCACCUAGAGAUUCCGUCACACCUGCAGGUCCCGAAACUCAUGGGGUCCUCGAGUCAGCAGGACGAGCCCAGCGACCUGGAGGAGCUGGAGCAGUUUGCCAAGGCUUUCAAACAGAGGCGGAUCAAGCUGGGCUUCACACAGGGCGAUGUAGGCUUGGCCAUGGGCAAGCUCUAUGGGAAUGAUUUCAGUCAGACCACUAUUUCCCGGUUCGAGGCUCUUAACCUGAGCUUUAAAAACAUGUGCAAGCUGAAACCGCUGCUGGAGAAGUGGCUGAGCGACGCAGAGAACUCUCCUUCGGAAACCAUGGGGAGUGCUUCCUCCAUGCCCCCCCUGAUCGAGGGCUUUGGGAGGAAGAGGAAGAAAAGAACGAGCAUCGAGACCAACAUCCGCAUGACCAUGGAGAAGCGCUUUCAGGACAACCCCAAGCCCAGCUCGGAGGAGAUCACGCUGAUCUCGGAGGAGCUGGCCAUGGAGAAGGAGGUGGUCCGGGUCUGGUUCUGUAACCGACGGCAGAAGGAGAAGAGGAUUUGCUGUCCCCUCUUAAACACCAUGAAGCCCCAGGUCUACAGCUCCAGACUGGUUUCCACAUCCGGAUCGUUCAGUCCUCUAUCAGUCUCCCAGGCUCACAGCACUAUGAGUGGAGUGUCGUCCAGCUCUUCACCGGGCAGUCCCAGCAGGGGGUCCCCUCCACUCAGCAUCUCAUCCAGUGGUGGGGCGCUGACCUCGCAGAGCAGCGUCCAGUCCCUCAACGGCGCCGGGUCUUGGUAUAGGAACUGGAACCACUCCUCCUAUCUCCACUGAAGAGUCCAGAGAAACACAGCUCACUGUUAGCAAAGCUUCAGAGCGUUUCAUGCAUAAAGCAGUUUGAUAGUCAUCAAUAUCCACAGGCUAUUUUAUUCAUAUUGAGGGGGAAAAAAAGAGCUUCUACAAGCCUUUCAAUUUCAAUACAUCUUACUACAGCACUCUCUAGUGGAAGAACAGAAGACACGAAGGAAGGCUGUGUAAAUGUACACACAGUAAGACUUCAUUUACAUUAGAAACCCACUACACAAAACAUUGAGGACUGCCAUUACAAGACUGGAAACGCCUCUGUGUGGUUGGAGAAGAUUUGGAUAUGAUAGUACUGUACGAUAACGUAGACUUUUUUUUAUAUAUAUAAAACUGUUACUGUUAUUUUUUGAAUACAGAAUUUAUAAUAAUGUUUACAA
This is a messenger RNA of Acipenser ruthenus (sterlet), 1880 nucleotides long. Its product is annotated as POU domain, class 2, transcription factor 3. Bases 247 to 1473 code for a protein of 408 amino acids. Gene Ontology annotation, cellular component: nucleus. Gene Ontology annotation, molecular function: RNA polymerase II cis-regulatory region sequence-specific DNA binding; DNA-binding transcription factor activity, RNA polymerase II-specific. The record is from RefSeq and is a predicted model, not a curated record. NCBI's taxonomy places the organism in Eukaryota, Metazoa, Chordata, Actinopteri, Acipenseriformes, Acipenseridae. Gene Ontology annotation, biological process: regulation of transcription by RNA polymerase II. The transcript is spliced from 13 exons.